Messenger RNA from Siniperca chuatsi (mandarin fish), 5444 nucleotides. RefSeq names its product gamma-aminobutyric acid receptor subunit gamma-3-like. Gene Ontology annotation, molecular function: transmitter-gated monoatomic ion channel activity involved in regulation of postsynaptic membrane potential; GABA-gated chloride ion channel activity; benzodiazepine receptor activity. Bases 569 to 1924 code for a protein of 451 amino acids. The record is from RefSeq and is a predicted model, not a curated record. Gene Ontology annotation, biological process: nervous system process; chloride transport; regulation of postsynaptic membrane potential. The transcript has 10 exons. Gene Ontology annotation, cellular component: postsynapse; dendrite membrane; GABA-A receptor complex. Lineage: Eukaryota; Metazoa; Chordata; Actinopteri; Centrarchiformes; Sinipercidae.
AAAAAAAAAAAAAAAAAAAACGUUUUUCAUGCGGAUAAUGUAAUGCAAUUGUGGUCCAGGUAGGCCUGCUGUAUGUAGCCUGUGGCACGGUGUAUGAGUCACGCAAGAUGCUCAUCUCCUAAAGGUUCAUCACCACCACCACCACCAACACCACCACCACCAACACCAUCACCAGCAGCAGCAGCAGCAGCAGCAGCAGCGGCAGCAGCAGCAGACAGCGUCACCCAACCACUCUGUUGCCCACACAGGCGUUUAAAGAGGGAGGUGGGCGCUGCUGGAUCAAGUCGAUUCGACUCCCUUCCGCUGGACUAAUCACAUUGAUUGAUCGUCGGGUGCGUCCCGGAGGUACCCCUGCGAGGAUCUUCGAGGAUUCUGGGGGGGGGGGGACCGCCGUGUGGUCGCAGAUGACACGCAGAAGAAAGUGUGUGGGCGGAUGAGGAAGUUCAGAGCACGGAUUGAUGGUCACACACCUACUGUACUGGCACUUUAUCACAGCAGCGGCAGCAGCGCAACACCGGGAUCUCCGUCCACCAAUUUCUGUGUUCAGAGGUGAUCCGCGGAUGGGAAAAUGACAAUCAAGUUUGUGGUCAUCCUCUUCACACUUCUGCUCGUUCAAGGUGCUCGUUCUGAUCUACUGAAAUAUGGCGACGACGAUGAAGAUCACCACGAUACCACUGUCAAUCAAAUGCUGGUUCCCAGGUCGCACCAGGAGGAUGCCACACUUAUACUGAAUAAUUUGCUCAAAGAAUAUGACAAGACGCUACGGCCGGACAUUGGAAUGAAACCAACAGUCAUCGAUGUGGGCAUAUAUGUCAACAGCAUCGGGCCUGUGUCAUCCAUUGAUAUGGAGUACCAGAUCGAUAUUAUCUUCGCCCAGACCUGGGUGGACACCCGUCUGCAGUAUAACAGCAGCAGCAUGAAGAUUCUAACCCUCAACAGCAAUAUGGUCGGCUUGAUCUGGCUGCCCGACACCAUCUUUAGGAAUUCCAAGAAUGCAGACUCUCACUGGAUAACGACGCCCAAUCAGCUGCUCCGGAUCUUCAACAAUGGAAAAAUACUUUAUACACUGAGGAUGACCAUCAACGCAGAAUGCCAGCUGCAGCUCCAUAAUUUCCCAAUGGACGAACACUCCUGUCCUCUCGUCUUCUCCAGCUACGGCUACCCACGAGAUGAGAUUGUGUACAAGUGGAAGCGAAAUUCAGUGGAGACUUCGGACCAGAAAUACUGGAGGCUUUACCAGUUUGAUUUCAUGGGGCUCAGAAACACCACAGAUGUGCUCACGACGACAGCAGGUGACUAUGUGUUGAUGACAGUGUACUUUGACCUCAGCAGAAGGAUGGGCUACUUCACCAUCCAGACCUACAUCCCCUGUAUCCUGACUGUGGUCCUCUCCUGGGUGUCCUUCUGGAUCAAGAGCGACGCCACGCCUGCAAGGACGGCCCUAGGUAUCACCACAGUGCUGACCAUGACCACCCUGAGCACAGUGGCCAGGAACUCACUACCUAGAGUGUCCUACGUGACGGCCAUGGACCUGUUUGUCACCGUCUGCUUCCUAUUCGUCUUCGCUGCCAUGAUCGAGUAUGCCAUGCUCAACUACUACUCCUACAUUGUACGCAGACCUCCUGCCAAGACGCAGAGAAUGGCCUACUCAUCUUUCAACAUGGGUCACACCCCUCGGCCCAUGAUGCCCAUGGGCAACUCCCUGUUCUGGCACGACUACGACGACAACUGCCUGUAUGAGUGCCUGGACGGGAAAGACUGCAAGAGCUUCUUCUGCUGUUAUGAGGAGUGUAAAGAAGGCGGCUGGAAGAAAGGACGGAUCCAUGUCAACAUCCGCGAGCUGGAUUCCUACUCCCGGGUUUUCUUCCCCACCUCCUUCUUACUCUUCAACAUAGUCUACUGGGUCAGCUACCUCUACCUCUAGUCGGUCUCGGGUUGUGAUCCAUGGGCCCUUCUGAAACAGCCACAGUCCCCGCCACUUUGCACCACGGCUCGUGAUUUAAGGUCAAAACUAAGCGUGGAGGAGGAAAUGGGGUGGAUCCGCUCUGUGGGAAUUGUCAGACAUGCUGCCUCUGGAGUGGUAUGACUAAAAAAUACAUAUGUGUAGUGGUGCACAGUGUAAAGGCCAUGAUACUUUGAGCAGUGGCACACCAAGGAGAAUAAAAUGCUCAGCAGUAGAACAACAAGCCGCCAGCAUUAACUUGAAUGCAUGGGUUUAUGACUCUCUGAGAAACCAACAGACAGCUGUAACUUCAGAGACGUUCGGGGACGGGGUUGCAUUGCUGAAUCUUGGUCUUCGAGAUGGCGAAGCACCCAUAGUGCCUUCUUUAGAAAGGGUGCGCCUAGAGACGCAGCUUCAGAGUUCCCUCCAUUAUCUUUAUUACCUCAUCCACCACACCGCCGCAUGCUGUGCUGUUUAUUCUUUGAUGAAACAAACCCAGAACACCACCACUGGAGAUGUUUAAAACUAACACUCACCAUUAAUUUUGUAGCACAUUAGUUUUAGUUGUACUCUCGAAUUAGUUUUACUUUCUAAUAUAGUAACGUUUUCUUCUUAUUAAUAUUAUUAUUGGAAUUAGUUGGAUUUUCACAGCAAGUCAACUAGCUCACACAUCAGUUGUUAAGUGUUGAAUAUGAUUUAAGGUCAGUGGGGUACAUGUGGGGCAGUGGUUGUCUGGAAAAAUCUUGUUUAUUAAGUCAGUGAGCUUUUGUUCAUGAUGCUUUACGACCAAGCAAUGCAGUUUACAGUAGAUGCCAAGAAGAUUUGGGUGUUUUAUAAUGAAUACCGGGUUACUUUCUUACACACAAAAUGUAUAAGAACUGCAUAAAUACAUACCAAUCUAAUACUGAACAUGCUAAUCUCAUCCCCAGGCAUAUUGUACUGUAUGUAUGUUACAGUACAUGAAUAAACAGAUUAGGGUUUGAGCAGUGCUGGUUUCUUCCUGACAACAGCUAUAUGAAAACAGUUUCGCAUUUUAUUUUACAAACUUUUAUUCUUAUUUAUAUAGAUAUGUGUUUUUUACUUUUAAUAGGACCUGUGCAUUCCCUUGGCUUAAAUGAAAAGUUUGACAUUUUGGGAAAGCUUUUAAUGUGAAAAAACUUGAGGAAGUGUUGAGUUUUAUUGACGGUAACUUAACAUCAAUCAGGAGUACACAAAGAAGAAACAAGUAUGAAAACAUUUUCACCCAGCUCAACGUGUUUUUUUUUUAUUCUCUAUUCUCUAUCCUCUUUUGAGACUCGGACAUUAUUUGAAUACCGGCCUAUAUAUGAGAAUUUACAGUAUUCACUUUCUUGGUUAGUUGAGAAGAUUGAUACCACUCACAUGUCUAAUGAUGAAGCUGUCAUCGGCACGGCUAACUUAGCUUAGCACAAAGACUAGCUUGGCUCUGUCCAAAGGUAAGAAAAAUCCACCAGUCGGGAUCUGUAAAGUUUCAUGUUUUAUGGGGGGUUAUGUGACUAGUAACUUCCGCUGGUUGCCUGGCAACUGGUCUUGGCCAAGAAAUAGUUUGGCAAACCAUAACUCAGUGAAAUUUCAUUUUUACACUUAAAAAAGGAGAUAUAAUGUGUUAAUCGGUGAGCUAGAGAGGUGCUUUUAGGCGGAAAAAGCUACCCUGGCUCUGUUCAUAGGUAACAGUCUUUGUGCUAAGCUAAGUUACCUGGCUGUAGCUUCAUAUUUAGCGUACAGACAAGAGAGUGGUAUCAAUAAUUUCAUCUAACUCUUGGCAAGAAAAGGAGUAAGCUUAUUUCUCAAAAUGUCGAACUAUUCCAAGGAGUUAAUAAAUUAAUAAGAAAUUUCAUCAGCAUUGGUUUCAAUGGAAAGUUUCAGCUGAGCAUGAUGUGCAUGAAAAUUGUUCAGUACACUAUAUACAGUAUAUAUUGUAUAUAUUGUAUAUUGGAUAAUGGAACAAGAUGAGCUGCAGAAAUAUUAGUUUUGGUAACAAGCACUAAAAAAACAAACAAAACCCUAAAGCACAUACAAACAUAUACUGUACGUGGCCUAUUUAUUUUGCAUUAGUCAUUCCAUCUAGUUUCAGAAGUAGAGCUUGAGUACAUAAGAUUGGAGUCUAGAUGAAAGCUUCAAUUUUUCUGAUGUCCUGCCAUAUGCGGGACCUAAAGGCACAUCUUCUGUGUGUAGCUGGCAAUGAUCACAGGUGCUGUAAAAUAAGUUAUAUAUAUAUAUAUAUAUAUAUAUAUAUAUAUAUAUUGUGGAACUCCAUACACUCACAUACUGCACACAGCGCGGUAUUGAAAAAUGGAUGAUCCAGGAGGGUUGAUGACUCUUGAUGUCCCACAUCCACUCCUCAAACAUGUAAAAUUAAUGCCAUAUAUGGAGGCUUACGGACACACGAGUGUCAAAAAACAACAACACAGGGAUGGAUGGUACUGAUGGAGUUAGAAACAUUUUGGUUUUGUUAACUGUUCUAUGGUGUUUUUUGCAGUCCUUUGGCUUUGUAGAACAAUCAAACCCCCUUUUCCCCCCUUCUUUCCCCAACGUACACACACACUUUUUCCCCGGUAUUUGUAUGUUCAGAGAAAAGCUUUUAUGUAAGAUGUAUCUAAUUAAUGUUUCUAUUUUCAUACAGUUAUACAUGGAAUGUAAGUUAGGCCAGUAGCAAGGCCAGAGUCAAUCUGGUUCCAGUUCAGUCAGUUCAAGCAGCCUAAAUGAGUUUAUAUUUAGGGGUCCUACAUAUUCAUAAGGCCUCCAGACACAUUUGUGUCCUGUCCAGAGGUUUGUAAUUACAAAUCAAAUCGCCUUGAGUGAUGCUAGAGAAACAGCAGAAGGGCUGUUACCCUGUGGGCCACUAUUUACUCUGCUGAUUUUAUAUAUUAGCUCAUAUGAGACAGUGAAAUUUCAUUAGUAUUUCGACAUUAGAUCUAUCUAUCUAUCUAUCUAUCUAUCUAUCGAUGAACUGACUGAAUUGAACAGAGCUUGGCCCACACUGCAGUAAACUCUCCUCACCUCUGAUAUUUCUACUACACUUUAUAAGUGUCUUAGUCCGUUGAGAUACUUCAAUAAAACAAAAUCACUAUUUUCUACGUCUUAAUGAAAAUCACCUGUGUGUGUUUCAACUGACUGGGACCUGUAUUUAUAAAGCCUCUUUGGAAUCAGAGUACUAACCCAGGAUCAGCACUGGUGAGCAUAAUGAACUCGCUCAAGAGCCUCUUCCGGAGACCUCAUCACCCCCAUUAAAGUUUCCCAGCUUCUCUGAAAAGCGGUGCAUCAGUUGCACAGAGGUGUCAGAAAAUCAUGUAUUACUCCUACUUUAUCCUGCAAACCAAUUUUGUUUUGAUUGCCAGUGAGGUCUCUGGAGGGCGGGGCUGUACAUCUUGGAUCAGCACUCGUGGGGAAAAUAUUUUAUGAAAACAGGAUCUAGAGUGAAAAUAGGUAUCUUUUUUCUAGUGCGUGGUACAUUGCUUAUAUUAAUAAAUAACGUUUUGGUCAA